Molecule: messenger RNA, 3045 nt
Organism: Leptidea sinapis
Lineage: Eukaryota; Metazoa; Arthropoda; Insecta; Lepidoptera; Pieridae
Product: G protein-activated inward rectifier potassium channel 3-like
Exons: 10
Coding region: 271-1791 (506 amino acids)
Biological process (GO): potassium ion import across plasma membrane; regulation of monoatomic ion transmembrane transport
Cellular component (GO): plasma membrane
Molecular function (GO): inward rectifier potassium channel activity
Source: RefSeq, a predicted model, not a curated record
GCGUGAUUUAUAAGCUCAAAAUGCACUGCUCCGUCUAAACUUUGUUAAUUCUACUCUGUUACAAAUUUCGCAGUCUCCUCAAGGCUGGUUGUCAGUAACGAAUCCUCUCUCACACAAUUAGUACAUACUGAUAACGUGCUCGAUAACAAUCAGAUAACUACUUACCAAAAAUCUUUGCAACAUUAUAUUAUCAUGUUAUAGAAUUAAAUCCUACUAUUGUGAAUGUGAAGUUAGCUGUUCAAAGUGCACAGAAAACAAACAAGUCUUGAAAUGGAACAAGAUAAUCUAAUAAAAGAGUCUGCUUUUCACGAAAUAAAUCAGAUAUACGAUGAAUGUCUGACGUACUUGGAAAAUUAUCAAAGAGUACCCAAAGAACUGGAACCAAAUAAAAAUGAAAUUAUAAGAAAUAAUAAUGUGAAAUCUAUAAGUAACCCAAAUGUUUCCCUGGAUGACACUAACGUUGGUUUUAAAGUUAUAAAUGAGUUGAAAUCUAAUGAAACCAUCAACAGCUUGCCUGGCGACAACAGAUCCGGGAGAUUACGUCGUCUAUCUCAACAACUGCCGAAGAUAUUAAUUACAGACAGCAAUACAAGUUUGAACCGAACAAGUCGUUUAGAUGUCAACACUUCUAAAAAAACAGGAUUAACUAAAAAUUGCAGGCACAACUACUCCCGCCACGAGUACAGAAGACGCGUGGACUUCCCCAAACGGCUGGUUACCAAAUGCGGCGUCGAAAACGUGGCUCUCAUAUCCAACGUGCCCUUUGAGAAGAUCCGGCUGCUCAACGACACCUUCCACACCUUGAUAAACCUGCGAUGGCGCUGGAUCGUUAUAGGAACUGUGGUGAUCCAUUUCGCCAUCUGGCUGGUUUUCGCCGUGUUCUGGUACAUCACUGCGCUUGCACAUUACGACUUUGAACCCGAACCCCCCCAGCGAUUAUGCGUCACCGGGGGGAAGGACUUUGUUACUAUCUUUCUGGCAUCUGUGGAAUCUCAGACAACCAUUGGGUUUGGAGAUCGAUCCAUCGAUGAAGAAUGUCCGGAGUCGAUUUUCCUUUUUGUAAUGCAGUUGAUCUUAGGCACCGGCCUUUCUGGCGUACUCACUUGUGUGGUCUACGCGAAGCUAACGAGACCCGAGAAACUGUCAAGAGAUGGCGUUGGUUUCAGUAAGAAGGCUGUCGUUUGCAUGCGAGAUGGCCAGCUGUGCCUUAUGAUGCGGGUGUGGGACCUUAACUACGACCACAUCAUCUGUUCCGAGUUCUCCGCACACUUCGUCAACACCAAAAGAACAAAGGAAGGGGAAGUCAUUCGCUAUUUCGCACAAAGCCUCAAACUUGAACAGCGGCAGUUCCUCCUGUGGCCAGUCACUCUCACGCAUGUGAUCGACUGCACGAGUCCACUCUACCACCACACUCCUCAGGAUCUCGCGGACGACAGUUACGAGAUAACAGUCAGCCUGAAGGGCGCGUCCGCUUCAAUGGGCACCUUCACUCAGAGCCAGACCUCCUACCUGCCCACGGAAAUAGUUUGGGGACAUCGGUUUCCAUCUGUUGUGAGAUACGACACGAACAAACAGAAGUAUGUGAUAGAGUACGACAAACUGAGCUGCAUAGAACCGGUCGACACUCCGUACUGCAGCAGCUACCAGCUGACUACUACCAGUUCAUCAGGGUCUCCGCAAGAGAAGGAGAGGCCUGGUACUCCAGGAAGCUUCAGCGAGAGAGUGUCCACCUUCAAAGUCAAGCGGGUUUCUUCGUUCAAGAGCACGAAAAUAUAUGAUAGAAGUUAUUAAUAACUCAUCUUAAGUAAAUAUUGAUUUACAAUUCAAAUUCAAUUAUUUUUAUUCAUAAUAGGACUCAAAAUCACUUAUUGAACGUCAAAAACUACCACCCAUUCAAAAUAGACUGCCUCAGACCUGAGAAGAACGGGCGCAAGAAACUCAGCGAGCUUUUUUUAUGAAUAUAUGGAUAACAAUGUAAUAUCGUACAAUAAAUAUUUAUAAUUAAAUCGCCUGAGGGUAUCCGCUCUAUUCCCAGUCUGUGGUAUCAUUAAGAAAAUCGUGUAUAUAACCUUUCAACACAAACGUUUUUUAACAAUUCUUUUAAAUUUCGUAUCGCAUUUGUUUUGUACAUUUUCUGGGAUCAUAUUGUAAAAACAUAUACAUCGCCGUUUAUGUUUGUUCCUAACAAAUGUCUAUAAUUAUAUUUAUAAUACUCAGUAUAAUUUGUAUUAAAAAUAUAUGUAAAACUCGAACGAAUUAACUUUCUGCAAUUCGCUGGUAUUCGACCCCUUCCUCACAACCUCGUUCACAACCCCGAAAGCAGGAGCCGAUAGCACGUUUUUAAUGUAAUAUUGUAUAUGCUUUCUUAGUGCUGCGAUUCAAGAUCUGAGGCUGAUCUCUAUCGAGCGUACUUAGACUUUACUCACGUAAAACUUACCUGAGUUUAUACUUAGCGUCUAAUCGUCUAAUCUUUGAUUAGAUAGUCAAUUGACAUCUGAAAUUUUGCUGGGAUUAAGCUAAGACAACCCAAUGCGAAAGCUAAGUUCGCAUUUCCUCACACUCACCCAAGUUUUAGGUAAAGUCUGAGCAAUCCUUGGCGGCUAUACCCUGUUUCCUGAUACUAUUUGUAUUACUCGCGUCAAGAAGAUACUGCGGUUCGUAAAGGCAGCAGGGCUUGUCGACGAGCUAUAAGUAUGAGUGGCGAACACAAUAGUUCAAUUCUGGACGCGGUUUUACUAGGACCCAAUUAGGACUAGCCAAAUAGCUACCCUUGCUCUCAAAUAAUAAUAGUAAUUUAGAGCAAAGUCUAAGUUUGCUCUUUAAAUAUGAGCCUGAGAGCAAAAGUGACUAUAACACAACGCGCAUUGACAAAAUUACAUCAUGUAUUAAUUAAACCCAUAAUACUCUGUACCGUAUGUAGCCUACUAGAAUUAUUAGUGAAAAGCAAUACCUUAUUUCUAGUGUUCUUCCAAUGAAAAAUAAAUAGCUGUUCGUCAGUACUGACUCCUUAUUUUGUAAUACCUAAUAAAUCCUUUUAAAUAAUUU